AUGAAGCGUCCUUUGCGAUUUAGCCUGGUAUACCUUUUGGUUUCCUUGUUGCCUUCCACCUUCUCCAAGGAUUGCUACUUCUGUGAAAUCACUUCCUCAACGAUGUGUCCUGGCCUCAGAAUGAACUGUGCCGAAGACGAAGACUGCUUUGUGGGUGAAGGGGUUGCCUUGGGUGUUUCAGAUAUCCAGAACAAGGGGUGUACCCGCUCCAUCAACUGUGGCAAAGAGCAGCCCAUCUCCUAUAUGGGGGUCACCUACAGCUUGGUCACCAACUGCUGUAAGGGGAACUUGUGCAACGCGACUCAGUCUCUGAGAGCCCCCUCCCUUUUCUUGCAGUUUGCCCUCAUCAGCCUCCUGCUGGGGUUCUUCUGA
Messenger RNA from Python bivittatus (Burmese python), 372 nucleotides. Its product is annotated as sperm acrosome membrane-associated protein 4. NCBI's taxonomy places the organism in Eukaryota, Metazoa, Chordata, Lepidosauria, Squamata, Pythonidae. Gene Ontology annotation, cellular component: membrane. Gene Ontology annotation, biological process: sperm-egg recognition. The record is from RefSeq and is a predicted model, not a curated record.